Molecule: messenger RNA, 4517 nt
Organism: Serinus canaria (Common canary)
Lineage: Eukaryota; Metazoa; Chordata; Aves; Passeriformes; Fringillidae
Gene: SPRY4
Product: sprouty RTK signaling antagonist 4
Exons: 2
Coding region: 208-1101 (297 amino acids)
Biological process (GO): animal organ development; negative regulation of Ras protein signal transduction; negative regulation of fibroblast growth factor receptor signaling pathway
Cellular component (GO): membrane; cytosol
Source: RefSeq, a predicted model, not a curated record
GGUGCAGCGCCGCGGCCGCCGCUGACAGCGCCGCGCUCGCAGGUCCCUGCCCGCAGCUCCUGCCGCUCCUGCCAGCAUUCUCCCAGGUCCGGCCCCCUCGUCCGCCUCGCAUUUGGGAUUAACUCGCCUAUGGAGAGAUGGUCCUAGCUGAAUUAUUUAAAGACACUUAAGCACAGAAUUUGCCCCAGCAGUUGGAGUGAUUUCUCAAUGGAGCCCCGGAUCCCUCACAACAUCACCGUUGUCCCCAACUCUGUGAUGGUGCAGCCCUUGCUGGACGGCCGGAUCCCCUACGGGCGGCUGCAGCACCCACUGACCAUCCUGCCCAUCGACCAGAUGAAGAGCACCCACCUGGAGAACGACUACACCGACAACCCCGGCGCCUCCCAGCCGCCGGCCCAGAAGCGGCCCCGGGCCCCCCACGAGCCGGGCUCGGCCGGCCAGCACCCGCAGCGCUGCGAGCAGGAUGUCACCCACCCCUGGAUCUCCUUCAGCGGGCGCCCCAGCUCCAUCAGCAGCAGCAGCAGCACAUCCUCAGACCAAAGGCUCCUGGACCACAUGGCCCCGGUGCCCGUGGCGGAGCAAUCGUCCCCCCGCGCCGUUCGCAUCCAGCCCAAGGUGAUCAACUGCAAGCCCCUGGACCUGAAGGGCCCCGUGUCCCAGGAGCUGGACAAGCACUUCCUGCUGUGCGAGGCCUGCGGGAAAUGCAAGUGCAAGGAGUGUGCCCUGCCCCGGACUCUGCCCUCGUGCUGGGUGUGCAACCAGGAGUGUCUGUGCUCGGCGCAGAACCUGGUCAACUACUCCACCUGCAUGUGCCUGGUCAAGGGCGUCUUCUACCACUGCACCAACGAGGACGACGAGGGCACGUGCGCCGACCACCCCUGCUCCUGCUCCCAGUCCAACUGCUGCGCCCGCUGGUCCUUCAUGAGCGCCCUGUCCCUGGUGCUGCCCUGCCUGCUCUGCUACCUGCCGGCCACCGGCUGCGUCAAGCUGAGCCAGAGAUGCUACGACCAAGUGAGCCGGCCCGGAUGCAGAUGCAAAAACACAAACAGUGUCAUUUGCAAGGCAUUGCCCGAGAGCAAAGGGGCAGAAAAGCCCUUUUAAUGGUUUGGGAGGAGGAGAUGGGAGGAUGCUCCGUGGAGCAGGGGGUGUUGGCUCUUUUUAAUAACCUGUGUUCUGAGGAGAGCGCCGGCCUCUUGCCUUCGGAGAAAGCAGAAGCAACUGUUUCCACAAACUGAAGCACUUUGGGUUAUUCAGGGUUUUUGGAACUGGUCGCAGUUGAAAUAGAUGGGGCCAAAGGAGGAAUGUUAAUAAUGCAGAGCGAAGGCUGCAAACCCAUGUACAUCAUGAAGUACAGCUGCUGAAAAACUCCCAGCUCGGAGGGACGGCUGCUCACCAGGCCUGCACACCACAGGAACCAUUAACUGCUCGCUUGGCAGGCACCACCUCACAGCCAAUCCCCAUUCCCAGCUGCAAAAAGCUGCUUUGAAUUCAGAUUCAGGGCGGGCUACUUGCUUCCUGUCUCCUUCCAAACCCCAGCUCGCUCCCAGCAGCCUGCUGAAGGCGAUGGGGGAACUCCCUCCACCCUCCUUCCCUCCUAGACACCACUCCAAGGGCUGGUUGCACACAAAGUAUGUGUCUCUCUAAAGCUUUCUGUGUCCCUCAAAGAUUUUUGGACCAGAAAUGAAGCUACAUUUCAUUUGUGGAUGGGUCUUCUGCCCUUUGGGCGUAUCCCACCCGACCCCACUGGUUUGGACCCUCUUUCUAAAGCAAGAUGGUAGCAGGGCUGCUCCUCCCAGGAGGAAUGGCAGCAGGAUGCGUUCAGGCAGUUGUAUCAACACCGGGUCCUCCUGCCUGUAAGCUGAUGCUUGGCAUCAGGUUUCACCCGAUGGAAUAUGAGUUUUGCCUCAGCAGAGCAGCCCCUGUGCAGGAGGAAGGUGGCUGAUCCCGUUCCCCCAGCCCAGCUCACUCCCAGAGCACAGGGGAUGCAACUCGAGCCACAAAGGAAAGACGAGCAGGGUUUGGUCCAGUAAACCUCUUAAGCUCUGGUAAGAAGUCCCACAAACCUAAGUGUACGAUGCACACAGAUGUAUUUUUCUAGGGGUCUCAAUCCAGUACCUCCCCUCCUGGAACAAGCUCUUCUUUGCUCAUUAGAUAUUAAGAUUUGUUUUUGUCUUGGGGGUGAAUGGCAUUUGCUUGAAGUACAGGACAUUCCCUCACCCCUAUUGCUGCUGUUUGACUUUUGCCUCUUCUGUACAAAAGUGUCUUUUUAAAUGUAGAGAAUGCUUGUAGUGUUUAUUUUAGUGUUAACACACACUAGGGAAAGCCAGGGGAAGGAAGAGAGUGCAGCUAACGAGCGGGCCCGUGGUUUUCAGCGCACAAACAUUGGCUCUGUCCCUGCCCUCCUCCUGGGGCUGGUUCUUCCUUCCCCAAGGAUGCUGUGACCCCUCUCUCUUGACAACUACAAGGUGCUAGACAAGAAUCUUGGUCCAAACAUGCAACACUCUAAUGAGGAGGUAGGUACUUGUUGCAUGCAGAAAACUGACCUAGUCUCUCUUGGUGUUUUUAAUUAGAGGAGAUUUCCUCAGUAAAUGCACAGCAGUGACAGUGAAAUGUCAUCUCUAAUUAGACAAGCAAUAGGCAGAGCUCAUGUAGCAUUUCCAGGAAUCCCCUUGGCCUGGGUAGGGGCUGGCAGGAGCACCCUGGUGGGACUCUGGUGUCUUUGGGUUGCAGAAUUCAGCUCAGCUGGAUGGCCUGGGGUUUAGCUCAAUGGAAUUGUAGAUAUUUAUUGAAUGGGGGAGUUAAAAAAAAAGAAAACCAACCAACUCUUCUAUUUAUAACAUUUGCUAGCUUGUACAUGCUGAAUCAUAGAAAAAAGGAUGUAAUGUCUGUUACCAGAUACCAGUUCCUAUAGGGCAGCCUCAUGCUGACUGUCUGUGGGCAUCAGGAAGCAGGUGGGGAUCCAGAGCUGUGUUUAUUAUCUUGCACAAAUUGGAGGGGAAAAGAUAACAGGAAAACCAACCCCAAACUAGCUGAACUGCUGGUUGAAUGUAUAAGAUAUUGUAUUUAAUAAGAGAAAUCCUUUUCCUAAGAUACAAGCAAGCUAGAAAAGGCCAGCAGGAGAGGCAUUUACCUGCUGCCCUCCCCUGCUGGGACCACACAUGUCCAAAUGGCCUCCACCCACGGCUGCUUUGCCUUUCUGACCCCCUGCCCUGGCUGUUCCUGGGAACCUGUGCUGAAAUCCUGCCCUGGCAGAGCCCAUGGCUUGGCUGCAUGGUCCUCGUGAGCAAAGGCACCAUGGAAUGGUGGCCACCGUGCCAGUCUACACUCCUGGACAUAGCCCAGCCCUCCCAGCUGGUCUCCCCCUCACUGUACAUAGCUGUAAACUCUUUCUCUCUUGGUUUGUUUUAGUACCCAAGCCCUGUAAGGCGAUGAUGCCGUGCUGGAGCCUGCCAAGCCUUGUGGAUGUGUUAGAGCAGUGGUCAGUGUAGCAGAGUGACCCUCCCUCCUCCCCUGGCUCCCAGCACGGCCCCUGGACUCUGCCCCAGGAACGGCAGGAAGGGCUGAGCCCUGUCUGGAGCUGGGGAAGGGCCGGCUUGGCCCGAGCCAGGGCUCUGCCAGAGGGAGCAGCUCCUGUCAAUGAAAUCCAUAUUCCCUCUCCUCCCCAUCCCAGCACUUCCAUCCCCCACUCCUGUGAAGGUACUUGGGUCUCCUGCCCCCCCAGAGAUGGGCCAUGGGCAUGGUGCCAUGUCACCAUGUCACAGCCCCACAGCUCUGCCACCCUGCCAGGGCAGAUCCCCCUGCAAACGAAGGGACAGCUGCAAACGAAGGGACAGCUGCAAACGAAGGGACAGCUGCAAACGAGCACAAACCUCUCCAGCCAUGGCACUGAGGUGGGGUGCUCACAGAGGCAGGAGGGCAGGUCAGGGCAGCUGCCCCUGGCACAGGUGCCACGCUCUGGAGGAGGAGCAGGAGGAUGGCAGGGCACCUGCACUGCUAACUGCUGCAGCAGGUCCAUGGCAGGGUUUGGCCCUGCCCUCACAAAACAGCCCAGACAGAGAGAAGGGGGGACCUGAGGGUGCUGGCAAUGCCACCCCUCAUUCCCAAGGGGAGCAGCCCCAACAGACAAACACCCUGUCACCACAGCCCUGUGCCUGUGCCCACCAGGUGCCAGGAGCAGAUCCCAGAUUUGGUGCUCCCUGGGCACUGGCUUUGCCAUCCUGAUGAGCCCUCACCCUUCCCAGCACUGGGUAUUCUCUUCCCCUCCCACGCUCAGACACCCUGAGAAAUAUUUCCCCCAUCUCCUCUUACCACCCCCUCACAUGUACACCCUGAAAUGUUACCACAGAAGGUUUUUCUUUGUAUAGAAUAUUUAUUUUGAAGCUCUAUUUUAAUAGUAUUUAUUUUAGAAAGUCUACUAUUGUAAGAGUUCUUCUGUUUGUGAAGAAAAACAAGUACUGAUGAAUGUACUGAUCUAGAAAUUAUAUAUAUAUAUAUAUAAAUAUAUAUUGUUAAAUAUA